GUUUGAAAAACCUUCGUGGGUUUUUCUGUGUCGGUGGUGGGAAUAUGGCUUGCAAGAGAAUGGUCAUAUCAGUGAACUUGGAUCCAGAGAGAAAGAGGAGUGGUGGUCUUAGAACUAAACAGGCUGGGAGAGGAUCCUGUCGUGGAAGUUAGACUGUCAAAAAAUGUGCAGUCUUUGGCACUGACCAGUCACAAAACAGU
Populus euphratica (Euphrates poplar) is the source of this 200-nucleotide messenger RNA. RefSeq lists its product as uncharacterized. The record is from RefSeq and is a predicted model, not a curated record. The transcript has a single exon. The coding region runs from base 45 to 152 and encodes 35 amino acids. NCBI's taxonomy places the organism in Eukaryota, Viridiplantae, Streptophyta, Magnoliopsida, Malpighiales, Salicaceae.